GGCGAACGGUCGCACCUCCGAGUCCAGGUGCCAAACCAUGGCGGACACCACCGCAGCGGCCACCGAGAACCCUGGGGCGGGCAGCACCCGCCCCGUCAAGGCCAUCUUGGUGGCCGUCUUCUCGAUGUCCUUGGCGUUGGCAAUCUCCCUGGUCAUCGUGUUCCUAGUGAAGAACAUCCACCGACCUAAGUUCCACGGAGAGUUCCAGGCGGCUCACCUGUUCUCCUGGCAACGCCAGCGCUCGGGCUUCAUCUACACGUGCACCUCGGAGCACUGUCUCAAGGAGGGCGAGCAGCUCCAGAAGCACAUCGCCUGGACGCUCGACCCCUGCGACGACUUUUACGAUUACGUCUGCAGCAGCACCAAACCGGCGUCGUCCGUUCGCAAGUCGGCAGUGAAACACUUUCUACGCGAGAUUCACGACGUGAUCCGGAAGUUUUCCAAGUUAGGUUGGCUGAAGCGCACCAGUCUCACGAGCCAGGUGACUUCGUUUUACAGGGCCUGCAAAGCGGGGCCCCACAACGCUGCUCCAGAUGAGACUCGUCGGGUCAUGGCUUUGCUGAAGCUCGGGGGUAAGGACAGCUACGUGGAGGAUAGUUUGGCCAUGCUGGCGAAGGGGUUACAACUUUAUCCUUUCAUCCAUGUUUCUAUCACGAAAAAAGCGAGGAGUCAGACCGAAUGCAUCGUGCUUAAGAGGCCCGGAGACUUUGGUGGCGAUCACAUUUUUGACAUUCCGAACUCGUUUUCGAAGUCGUUUAUCGCCUUUGUGCGAAACAUGGUCGGCAGCGAGGAGGCCGCACAUAAUGUGAGGGACAUCGACAUCUUUCUGAAGAGAUUUUCGGGAUUGAGGAGCGAGAGCUUUCAGAAGCUGCCAGAAUACGAGACUACAACCUUACGAGGGCUGAAGUCGGAUGCAUGGGACUGGAGCAGGUUCUUGGGAGGUCUCGUCGAUCCCAUUGAGCCGGACCAGUGUAUUGUAGUUAGGUCGCCGGACUACUUUAGCCACCUUGUCAAGUUGCUAACGAAGUUUACACCAAAUCAGGUGCAAGACUAUUUGCGAUACAAGGUGAUGCUCCAUCUGCUACCAUUCAACAAGCUCCGAAGUGUGGCCUCCAGUGCAUCUUACGAGAACGUGAGCCGCGAGGUCUGUUCUCUUCUUACUUACAGACUGUACAACUACAUUUUUGUGAAGCAUUUCAACGAAACGGUGCGACUGGAUGUAAUUACCAGCGCGGGAAUGAAAGAGGCCAUUUUGAGAAAUUCAUACAGGAGCGUUCUUGACUCGGCAACUCAAAGUCCGAUGACAACCGUGAACAGCAUCGAAGACGAGAUUAUGUCCAUAAGCCCUAGCUACUUUAGUGUUAUGGACAACGUUGAGGACUACUAUUCCGCAAUCGCAUUUGAGACGGAUCCCAAAGAUAUCGUUGUAUCGUACGUCAAGAUGAAAGUCGCACUCUCCACCAACUACCUGAAACGGAUCCUCAAAUCUGGGGAAGUUAUCUACGACACCAACUUGGAACUUACGUCUCACUUUGACCCGGACACGAACGUCCUCGGCGUUCCGCUCUCCAUAGCUCCGCUGAUGCUAAAAGGAAGGGAGUUCUUUCUCGAAUCAUCCACCGUGGGCUUUGUGAUGACGCGCUUCCUCUACUACGUCUUCCAGGAGAAGUUCAUGUUCAGUUCAGACAGCGAGGCAGAAAACCUUCAGUACAUGAAGUCCUGCUUGGAACGCCAGUACAGCAUUAUCGAAGUUCCCGCCCUCAACAAGACCCUCGACGGUCAGCGGACUCUGAGAGAAAACAUGGCCGACAAUGUGGCCGUGGCCGUCUUGCACAGGGCCUACAAGACAUCACUACUUUUCUACAUCUCGACUAUGGACGCGCUGGGUUUCCAGAAUGUGUUUCUCCAUUUCGAGAACCUUCCUAGCGUGAGUUCGGAGCAGCUGUUUUACCUGAUGUUCGGUCAGUCGUUCUGCGAUCCAGAGGAAGACACAGCUAGAGUCGUGGAUGACGCCAUGUGGUCUCCAGCGAAGUACAGAGUGAACGUACCGCUCAGCAAUUACCAGCCGUUUGCAAAGGCAUUUGAGUGUAAACUGGGCAGCAGAAUGAACCCCAAGAAGAGAUGUCCCCCGCUUUAAUUCUGCACUUUGGAAAUAAAACAACUAGUUUCUUGUGCAA
This is a messenger RNA of Ixodes scapularis (black-legged tick), 2177 nucleotides long. Its product is annotated as neprilysin-1-like. Gene Ontology annotation, cellular component: plasma membrane. The record is from RefSeq and is a predicted model, not a curated record. Gene Ontology annotation, biological process: protein processing. Gene Ontology annotation, molecular function: metalloendopeptidase activity. Lineage: Eukaryota; Metazoa; Arthropoda; Arachnida; Ixodida; Ixodidae. The transcript is spliced from 2 exons. The coding region runs from base 38 to 2137 and encodes 699 amino acids.